Molecule: messenger RNA, 887 nt
Organism: Ixodes scapularis (black-legged tick)
Lineage: Eukaryota; Metazoa; Arthropoda; Arachnida; Ixodida; Ixodidae
Exons: 5
Coding region: 144-806 (220 amino acids)
Source: RefSeq, a predicted model, not a curated record
AGUCCACGGUGCGAGGAGGGCACGAACAGGAAGCAUGGAGUCACGUUGCCGCCGACUCAGCACCGAUCGACGUAUCGCCUGCUCGCUCAGUCGAACGACAAAGGCGGGCCGAGAUAGCCGCACCUCUUCGGAUUCAACAGACGAUGAUGAUUGGAUUCAGCGUUUUGUUCCUUGCCUUCGUAGCGUCAGCCUAUGGCGCUUCCAUCAAGGACUCCAACGACUUCUUAGACCAUGUCUUGCUCCAGAAAAUGCCGGCACUCGUCAGAAGGACGGCAAAGCUCUACCCCAACGCAACUAUCGGAGAGUUUAAGUUCACGGUAGAGAGGACAGGUAUCACGAACCGGGAGCUGAAGGUGAAGAUGAAGCAAGGCGCCAUCCGGGGUUUUGACACGGGCGUCCACCGCGUCGGGGACUGCGGCCCUGUGACGGCCAUCGGAUUCGACGCCAGCCUCUCCUGCACUGUGGACUUCAGCGGAAUUAACGCCACCUUCAUGGCCAAGGUCGAAGGAGAUAACCUGCUGGCCACGGACAAGCGCAUUCCCAUCACCGUCAAUGUGGUGGACACGGUCGGUCGCUUCGAGGCCAUGUCGUCGGGAAGACUGACCAAAGUGCGCACCUUCCACAUCGACAAGAUCCGGUUCAACACGCAGUACGACAGGCAACUGAACCUGAACGCUGCGCGCAGGAGUAAAUUUAUCGAGGAAGUGGAGAAGAAAGUGAACCACGAGCUCUACACUCUGCUCUACAACGACUACCUCCAACUGCUGAAUGAAGCCGUCGCUGCUGCCCACUUCCCCAGGCUGUAGUUUCUCAUAGCAUACUCCUUUUGUUCCCGCUCUGAAGCGAGGAAGGACUUUCCCAGAUACAAUAAACAUGCUUUUUCAGGC